Molecule: messenger RNA, 1035 nt
Organism: Mycotypha africana
Lineage: Eukaryota; Fungi; Mucoromycota; Mucoromycetes; Mucorales; Mycotyphaceae
Product: elongation factor TS-domain-containing protein
Exons: 2
Coding region: 1-1035 (344 amino acids)
Biological process (GO): mitochondrial translational elongation
Cellular component (GO): mitochondrial matrix
Molecular function (GO): translation elongation factor activity; protein binding
Source: RefSeq, a predicted model, not a curated record
AUGUUGAACAGAUUGGGGCUCAUUCGCAACAUUCCGCGCAGUUUCGUUAGAUGCUAUACAACCGAAGUAAAACCAAAUUUGAAGUUACUCAAGGAACUGCGUAAAGAAACUGAAGUUUCUAUGAGCAAAGCGAAAGAAGCCCUUGUCAAGAAUAAUAACGAUUAUGCAAAGGCUUUAGCUUGGUUGUCUGCAGACGCGCAAAUUUCUGGUGCGAAAAAAGCCCAAAAAGUUGCUGGAAGAACAGCUGGAGAAGGCUUAAUUGCAACUGCCUCAGUUGAAGUGCCCGUGUCCAAUGGGUUUAAAAGCAAAAGUACAAUUAUCGAGCUGAACUGUGAGACUGACUUUGUCUCUAGAAAUGAAGUAUUUAACAAUUUAGCAUCAAGAAUUGCUGCCACCUCUCUAUUUAUGCAUGAUAAGCCCGUUGCCAAUAGCAACAAAUUCAUCAAAUCAAUUCCUAUAGAUGUUUUACUCAAAGAACCAUUAAUGCCUCACCCAAACGAAGAAAACUUAUCGAAUGAUUUUGCUAAGACAGUAGAAGAAACAAUAGUCGAAACAAUUGGGAAAUUGGGUGAAAAAAUCAGCUUGCGUCGUGCUGCCAUUGUCACUGAAGGGGCGUCGGCUUGUUACGUACAUGGAGGUGACGCCACCUCUGGCAAAAUCGGAGGUAUUGCUGUCCUGCAACCCAAAAAAGUGGCUUUAUCAGAGCUCGAUGAAACUGCUACUGCGACCUUAUCAAAAACAGCAAGGCAAAUUGCUCGCCAAGUGGUAGGGCUUAACCCCUCUUAUUUAAAUGCAACAGAUAUACCGGAAGAAGAACGUCAAAGCAACACAAAUCCUGAAGAAUUUGAAGAAACACAUGUGCUCAACAACCAAAAGUUCCUGAUGAACCCCAAUCUCACUGUAGCUGAAUAUGUUGCUCAGGCGUCAGAUGGGAGUGAAAUCGUCGACUUUAUUCGUUGGGAAGUUGGAGAGGGUAUUGAGAAAAAGGAAAACGAUUUCGCUAAUGAGGUCCUUAGUGCUGCUCGUGCUAAUUAG